This is a messenger RNA of Pelobates fuscus (common spadefoot toad), 4059 nucleotides long. RefSeq names its product RAB guanine nucleotide exchange factor 1 (gene RABGEF1). Gene Ontology annotation, molecular function: guanyl-nucleotide exchange factor activity; zinc ion binding; small GTPase binding. Gene Ontology annotation, cellular component: endocytic vesicle; cytosol. The transcript is spliced from 9 exons. Bases 122 to 1600 code for a protein of 492 amino acids. NCBI's taxonomy places the organism in Eukaryota, Metazoa, Chordata, Amphibia, Anura, Pelobatidae. Gene Ontology annotation, biological process: vesicle-mediated transport. The record is from RefSeq and is a predicted model, not a curated record.
UCCCGGUGACGUAGCACGCAGGGCCCUGCUGUUUGUUCGGCUCUGCUCAGGGGAAAGAGUGAGGAUACCCACAGGGGAGCAUAGUGUCCUACCGGCAGCCGCUGGGAGAAGGAGAUAUAAGAUGAGCCUGAAGUCGGAGCGUAGAGCAAUCCAUGUCGAUCAGUCAGAGCUACUGUGUAAAAAGGGAUGUGGAUAUUAUGGGAACCCAGCCUGGCAGGGAUUCUGCUCCAAAUGCUGGCGGGAAGAGUAUCAGAAAGCACGGCAGAAGCAGAUCCAAGAAGACUGGGAACUUGCUGAACGCUUACAGCGGGAAGAAGAGGCGGCAUAUGCAAGCAGUCAAGGCGCCCAAGGAGGGCAGUCUUCGCUUACCUUCUCCAAGUUUGAGGAAAAGAAAUCCAGUGAGAAGGCUAGGAAAGUAACUACAGUCAAAAAAUUCUUUACAGGCUCAUCCAAAACACUACCUAAGAAAGAUAUAAAGGAAGCGAAAACUCCCAGUCCCUCUCUUAACCGUCAGAUAAGCGUUGAGACAGAUCGCGCUUCCAAAGAAUUUAUAGAGUUUCUCAAACCCUUGCAGAAAGCAGGACAUGACGUUUUCAAGCAAUGCAAAAUCUUUUUGGAGGCCAUGCAUAUAAAAAAGGAAUCAAACAUUGAAGAGCAAUCAGAAUUCACCCAGGACUUUUACCAAAACACUGCCGACAAGUUGCAAAUGUAUUGGAAAGUAUCGCCUGAUAAGGUUGAGAAGGUGAUGGACCAGAUUGAAAAGUUUCUUAUGACUCGCCUGUAUAAGCAUGUGUUUUGCCCAGAAACCACGGACGAUGAGAAGAAAGACCUCACAAUACAAAAGAGAAUCAGGGCAUUACAUUGGGUGACACCCCAGAUGCUCUGUGUCCCUGUAAAUGAAGCUAUUCCAGAAGUGUCUGACAUGGUGGUAAAGGCAAUAACAGAUAUUAUUGAGAUGGACUCAAAGCGGAUUCCACGGGACAAGCUCACCUGCAUCACACAGUGCAGCAAACACAUCUUCAAUGCUAUCAAGAUCACGAAGAAUGAACCAGCCUCUGCUGAUGACUUCCUACCCACUCUUAUCUAUAUUGUCCUGAAGGCUAAUCCACCGCGCCUGCAGUCUAACAUUCAGUACAUCACUAGAUUUUGUAACCCGAGCAGAUUAAUGACUGGGGAGGAUGGUUACUAUUUCACAAACCUGUGCUGCACAAUAGCCUUCAUUGAGAAGUUGGAUGCCCAGUCUCUGAAUCUAAGUGAGGAGGAGUUCAACAGGUACAUGUCUGGUCAAGCUUCACCAAAAAAACAAGACUCUGAGAGUUGGCCUGAGGACACAUGUUCUGGGGUGAAACAGAUGCAUAAAAACUUGGACCUGCUUUCCCAGCUCUCCGAAAGGCAAGAACGCAUUGCGAACGGUGCCAGGCAGCUUGAGAAGGACCUCAUUGACUGGACAGAUGAAGUGACUCGAGGAGUCCAGGACAUUGUGGAAAAGUACCCAUUGCACAUAAAAAGCUCUAACCAGGCACUGGCAUCCAUAGAUUCAGAGAACGUAGAGGAUGAUAGGCUGCCUCCUCCUCUACAGCCACAAGUCUAUGCAGGAUAACAUACUUUUCUCAUAAGAGGAGCACAUCCAAACACUCCUCAUUGACUGUGUAUAUGAAGGUCACACCUCUUGGGGCAAUAAUAAGUAAAUUACUGAAAACCCUGAAGAUAUAUAUUUAAAUGCAAUUUUUAUGGUACAGAUUGCCUUCAGCCUAUGUGGGAUGCUUGGUAAAACUAUUUAUUAGCAUGAGUCAGACUGUGUAUACUGGUGAAGUUGGUUGUGUCUUACCCUCCAGCCUUCGUUAGUAGAUGCAACCAUCCAGUUAUUAUCUUUUGAAUGCUAAUAAUUGUACAUAAGCAAAUUUUAUGUCCUUAUUUUAUCUUUGGAAAUGUUUUCCCCUUGUUUGUCUUCCUUCAAUUUUUCUAGUUGGGGACAAAUCACCUUCUGCGGUCAAGCGACUGAGGACUACAGUUCUAACUGAUCAGCCAUCCUAUUGGCAAAUGCAAUGCAGAUUUUGCCUGUCUCUGCCCUGGGGGUUCCACCUUAUUUUUUUGAACAUAUAAAUGUUCUUGUACGCCGUUAGUAAUGCACUCAGGAAUAGAUCAUUACCACCACACCAAUCUUAUAUCUGUGGCCCUCAGAAGUUUACUCUCUAAAAGUCUUGAUAUAGUGAGUUGUGUUAUCAUUCUACGUGUGAAGACUUUAAAAUUGGUUUAGACUCCAUGUAGGAUAUAAUGAAAGUAAUCUACUUAAGACCAUCUAUAGAAAGUAUUAUGGUAUUAAUGAAACUCAAAUUUUAUCGCUCCCUUAUGUAUUUCUGUAUGUGGACAAUUAUUUUUUAUUAUAGAUUUGAAAUGGUAAAAUUUUCCUUUCCUUUUUGUUUUAAUUUUGUCUAUGUAUUUUCUGUUUUUAUUCCUUUUCAAACCUUUAAAACAGAGGAUAAUUAGACAGUCAAAGGUUGUUUACGUUAGAACUCACUUUAUUAUUGCAAGAAAGUACUGGAAUCAAAGCGUUUGAUCCAGAGAAAGAGAACCUAAUUAACUGUUUUCAUUUUCUUUGUUUUGUGGUUGGUUGUUUUUUGUGGCUAUUUUUUUUUCUUUUUCUUACUUACACCUAAUACAUGCACUUAAAAGGUUACUGCACUUUCAUACAAAUGUCUGAACUAGAGAUUACAGCUCUAAAUUGCCAACUAACCAUUGAAUUAUGUAGUAUGUAAAUAAGCAGCAUUUAGAAAUUACUAAAGUUUGAGAGCUUUCUGAUAAAUCUUUUGUAACAUAUGGUGGAUUAUAAUAUUGUAACACUACUGGUUGGGAAUCUAUGGAUUUUGGUGUUAUCCAAGGAAUGAACACAAGGAAUCACUACUUUCCUUUUGUGAAGAUGCUUGGGAAAAAUUAUUUAAAGAAUUUGUAACAAAUAAUUGACAGAUCCAAGGACACCUAGUGGAAUUGAAUGUGUUUUGUGCCCUAUCCUUAAAGCACUUUUUGUUUUGUAGCAAGAACACAGGCAGUAUUUGAAUGAGAAUACAAUACUACUGUGGUUGUGAGACCUAAGCUAGGUUUUUACUUGCAAGUGUUUUCAAAAAAAUAAAAAUUAAAAGGAAAUCCCUUAUAUAGACUGACCACUGGCACACUGACCAGAUAAAAGAUUGCUGUUCCUCAAAUGAUCAGAUCAACGUUCUACGACCUUGCAUGCUUUCUUGUCAGUGCUGUAUGGGCUGGUGUAGCUUGAAUAGAUCUGAUUUGAUGUUAUUCAGUUAUGUUGUAAUAUGUGCUGAACAUGAUCUAAAUAUUUUUAGAUCUCAUGGAUUUCUGCAAUGUGGAUCCCCCUACCCUUAAUGUUUUUUUUUUAUUAACAAUGACUGCGAUUUGCAACUAGCUGCAAGCAAUUUCAGCAGCAUGAUUUAACUUUUUUAUUAAGAAAACAGAAUGACUCAGUGACUAUUCUAAAGCUUAACACCAUAAAAUACCUUGCGUAAAAUAUAAUCAGGUUGCAUGGUUGGAACAGAGCAAAGGCUGGUAAACAGGUAAACUCCGUAAAGCAGUGUGCUCUACUUCUCUGACAAAGCGGUUUCAUACACUCAUCACCUUUAUUUUAACAUCACAAUUUUUAUCCAAUAAUCACUUCUACUGAUAAAAUGGUUUGGGUUAGCACAUAAUGUGAUAUUCAUAUAUUUAUUUUUUGUCUAAAAAUUGAUAAUUCAGUUUUGUCAUAGUGUUUCGGGCGGGGGGAAGAGACAGAUGAUUUACAAAUGUUUUUUUAUUUUAAAAGCGCUGUUUUAACAUAUAUUAUAAUAAAGGAAAAUCCACCAUUAUAUCUGUAGAAGUAUAUUAACUUGCCCAUCUUUUUUGCGGGCAGAAAAGUGCUUUAAUGACUGCCAAUAUAUUUGACUAAGCUUGAGAAGAAGACAAUUGUUAACAUUUUUGUAGAUCUCCAAUGGUUUGAACACUUAGGGGAUUGUAGAAUUGUUCCUCUUACAGUUAAGAGGGGAGGAAGAAAUAUGAGCUAUCUUUUUAAAAAAA